Messenger RNA from Porites lobata, 404 nucleotides. NCBI's taxonomy places the organism in Eukaryota, Metazoa, Cnidaria, Anthozoa, Scleractinia, Poritidae. The record is from the annotation of a GenBank genome assembly.
AUGGCACAGCCACCUGACCCGUACGGUAGAGAUCUCUAUGAAAUUCUCAAGAUAUGGGUUCCUACUCAUGGGGUUAUAAACGUUUAUCGAAAGCCUGCUUUUAGAUGCGGAGGUAGGAAAAAAUUUUAGCUGCUUGUUCGAAAAGAGCGCGGGAACAAUUGCUCUAACACAUUUGUUUCGAUUUCCAGAGUACCAUGUCGAUAAUGGAUGGCUAUUCCAAGGUCCCAAAUCUAAUGGCUACGGCAUAGAAACGUUACGAAUUUUGCCUUCCCACGGAGGUGUCAUUGAAAUAACAAGGGACAGUAGCCUUCCGGCUGUUCAGAAUAAAUAUACAAUAACUCCGGCCAAUCUAGCCGUGGAUGCAUCUACAGUCAACGUUGAGAAUUGGUGAACCAGUAUAGACG